AUGGAUAUGGCAAAGAAUAGAGGUUUCUUAUUCGUCGCAAAGAGGAAGGGAAAGGGUUGUGUGACUAAGACUGAGCAGCUAGGGUCACAGAAGCGACAUAAAAUUGAAUAUGAGGCAACUAUUCCUAUAAGAGGGGUCUCUUGUGGGAGGAUUGUUGAACAGAGGAGCCUGGUUAAUAUCAGGAUAGAAAGUCAAAUUACAGAGCGAGGACUUAAGUUUUUCUUUGAAAAGAUGGAGGGGUACAUUCUUUCACUCUAUCAUGAAUUUUAUGGUAGUUUGAGCUUUGUUGAUAGUGAGUUGAUGAUACUUAGGACUGCGGUUUGA
Molecule: messenger RNA, 324 nt
Organism: Ilex paraguariensis (yerba mate)
Lineage: Eukaryota; Viridiplantae; Streptophyta; Magnoliopsida; Aquifoliales; Aquifoliaceae
Source: the annotation of a GenBank genome assembly